AUGUUGCUAAAACCAGGCUACGCCCAGGGAUGUGCCAGAUCGUUCCGGAGGCUACUCAGCAGCAGCUUUGCUAAGUGUCAGCAAACGCCUCGAGGCGUGCCUGUGGAAGAGUUGGAAACUAGACCCUUGGUACCAGAAACCAACACUAAAACCACCAACACCGUACCCAGAAAUUUACGCUACACGAACUUGAGCAAAUACGAACUUGAAAGGCGAAGAGUGAUCCCCCUCUUGAGCACAUACUACGGGGGAAACCCUUACCACGAUCAGGUGAUGAGCUCGUUGAGCAGGCUUUUGCAGAGGCACCACAAGCUCCCCAGGAGAGUGCUUGACGAGAGGGAGAGCAAGGAGACACAGUGGAUCUCUUUUGAAGAGUACAAGGAGAAAGCACAGCUGGGGAGAAUCAAGGUGCGCCACUAUGAGGAGUUGGUGCUGAAGUUGAAUGAGUUGAGAGGCAUCCAGACAGAGCUCAUGCCUCAUGAUGUGAUAGCCACGUUGAAGGAGUUCACCAGAUCCACCAGCGACGAAAAGGUUGCAGCCCAGCGUUUCGUGAAGAUCUUGGACGAGUUUGGCAGAGCCAACACCGUAGGCAAGAGAAAAGACGCCGUGGCCAACAUAAGUAUGGUGAGAGGCGAGGGCUUGAUUCUUGUCAACGGCAAGGCCAUGACAGAGUAUUUCACUAGAGACAUUGACAGGGGAAAGCUUGUAUACCCUUUCCAGGUGGUUGCCCAGGAAUCCAAGUACAACAUUUUUAUUACGUGCCACGGAGGAGGCGUGAGUGGACAGGCCGAGGCCUCCAUGUACGGCAUUGCCAAAGCUCUUGUGGUGUUCAAUCCUAUGCUUAAGCCUAGAUUGAGAAAAGCAGGCUUGAUGACCAGAGACUCGAGAGUUGUCGAGAGAAAGAAGCCUGGCAAGGUCAAGGCCAGAAAGUCUCCUACCUGGGUUAAGCGUUAA
Molecule: messenger RNA, 954 nt
Organism: Candidozyma auris
Lineage: Eukaryota; Fungi; Ascomycota; Pichiomycetes; Serinales; Metschnikowiaceae
Gene: MRPS9
Product: mitochondrial 37S ribosomal protein uS9m
Exons: 1
Coding region: 1-954 (317 amino acids)
Biological process (GO): translation
Cellular component (GO): mitochondrial small ribosomal subunit; ribosome
Molecular function (GO): RNA binding; structural constituent of ribosome
Source: RefSeq, a predicted model, not a curated record